AGGCUUACCUCAUCUCGAGUGACCUCUCAACUCCUUCAGUGUCAUGGUGCUUUUGGGCCGAGGUCCACUGGUACAAUCCGCACCGAGGUGGGGCUUUCCCCAGGUUUGGGCCCCCCAACCCAUCGCUGCUCUCUACGACUUUCAACGCUGGCCCGAGUUGUGGAUUUACUACAAGUACUCCUUAAGAAUAUAGAUUUGCUGUUUCACAGAGCCAUGCAGUCUUUGGAAGAGUCCGAUAAUUUUCUGAUUGAUCACGUUCUCGAGGCUGUAGACGAUAUGACAGACUCCAAGCAGCCCAAGGUGCUUUUAUUCGACAUUGGUGGUGUUUGUGUCGUAUCACCAUUUCAAUCCAUCCUAGAUUAUGAGCUUAGUCUCGGUAUCCCGCCAGGGUGGGUAAACUACUCCAUCUCCAAGACAAGUCCUAAGGGCUUUUGGCAUCGCCUUGAGACGGGCUCAAUACCCAUGAACCAGGCCUUCUUUGAGGGCUUCACCAAGGACCUUCACGACCAAGUCCGUUGGGAGGCAUUCUACGCCGCCCAAACAGCAAAGAACCCAUCUCUCCCCAAGGAAACGCCGCCCCUCCCCACCGUCGACGCCAAGUACCUCUUUAACACCAUGAUGGUCAACUCGAUUCCCCCAGACCCGUGGAUGUACCCAGCGCUGAAGAAGCUCAAGGCCAGUGGGAAGUAUAUCCUCGCCGCGCUGAGCAACACCGUCAUAUUCCCCGAGGGUCACAAGCUGCAUAGGAAAGACUUCAUGGACGACCCUGUUCGCAGCUUGUUCGACGUGUUUGUCUCUUCAGCACAUGCUGGUCUAAGGAAGCCGGAUCCGAGAAUGUACCACCUCGCGCUGGAAAGGCUGAACGAGUACGCUGCCCAGAAUGCGAGCUCUGAGAGAGGCCAGGCGCUCAAGUGGAGCGAGGGCAUUAAACCACAGGAUAUCGUGUUCCUGGACGACAUUGGCGAGAACCUAAAGGAGGCGAGGAAGCAAGGAUUCAACACUAUAAAAGUCCAUCUAGGAAGGGCCUACGAGGCUGUAGAGGAACUAGAGAAGGUUACUGGACUGGUAUUGGAGGGCGACCAUCCAAAGGUCCCGGUGAAGCCGAACCUCAAGGGUAGUGGUAAAGCGAAAUUGUAGAGUCAGGCGCACGAAGAA
This is a messenger RNA of Colletotrichum acutatum, 1155 nucleotides long. Its product is annotated as haloacid dehalogenase-like hydrolase. The transcript is spliced from 2 exons. Bases 214 to 1137 code for a protein of 307 amino acids. NCBI's taxonomy places the organism in Eukaryota, Fungi, Ascomycota, Sordariomycetes, Glomerellales, Glomerellaceae. The record is from RefSeq and is a predicted model, not a curated record.